AUGACAGAAAUAGCGGUCAAAACGAUAGCAUUUAAUUCAAACCAAUGUCUUAGACAAGCGGUUCCGUCGGACCGAUUGGUGGCCAAUUUGACGCCUAUUUGGUGGACACAAACGCGUGGACUGAAAGACAAAGACAUACUGAAGAUCAGAUGCAGUGACUGUUACUUCAAGAAAGUGGACGACCGGUGGUGGGUGUUGUGUAAUACACAUCCCAGACAUAAACAGCGACAAAAGGUGAUCGAUGUCCGCACCAAAUGGAUUGUCACUCACACCACGAGAACCGGUUGGCCCUUCAGAAAGCACUAUCAAUAUCCGGGACACGACUUAUAA
Messenger RNA from Medioppia subpectinata, 330 nucleotides. Lineage: Eukaryota; Metazoa; Arthropoda; Arachnida; Sarcoptiformes; Oppiidae. The record is from the annotation of a GenBank genome assembly.